Molecule: messenger RNA, 2698 nt
Organism: Phymastichus coffea
Lineage: Eukaryota; Metazoa; Arthropoda; Insecta; Hymenoptera; Eulophidae
Biological process (GO): positive regulation of transcription by RNA polymerase II; Notch signaling pathway
Cellular component (GO): nuclear speck
Molecular function (GO): transcription coactivator activity
Source: RefSeq, a predicted model, not a curated record
AGCUCGCGCUUGCUGCUGACGGUGGUGUCAGUCGCGUUAGCGUCCCUCGUUGUUCUGUUGCUCUCGCGUAUACACACAACUCACUUGCUCUCGUGCUAGUCAACGAGUAAGAGGUAGAGCGAGUGGAAAGCGACGCUCGUAGUGAGGUUAUGCAACUAUUGGUGGUGAGGUGCAAGUGCGUAAGAGUGAGAGAGACGGAAAGUGAAUAGCGUUGAAUCAGAGACAGAGCACGCAUACGAGCAAGAGGCUCAACAAGUGGAGGAUGAGGCCAAGCUGACCGUGGAUCGUCUGGGCUGCAUGGAGGCAGGGGGUCUGCUGCCCCGCCAGCCCCCUGGGACCUCGGACCAUCACCAUCAACAGCAGCAGCAUCUUCAGCAGCAACAGAUUAUGGGUCAAGCACCAGGUUUAGGUGACCCGUCGACGCCUAAACGGCAGGCGGUGAUUGACCGGCUUCGGAGACGAAUGGACACUUACCGCAAACGACACCAAGAGGUCGAACCAAAGUUCGAGCAGUCUUAUAACUGCAACAUCGAUCACUCGAAUCAGGAGACCCUUGUGCUCAAACAGAGAUACCUUGAUAAUAAGGCCAAGAAGCAGAGGAAACCAGAGAAAAAGCAACCCGACAAUGUUGGCGUGCAAAACAUUCAUUUGCAACAAAAAUUCCUGAAGAGGACGGCUGAUGAGCUGGAGUCGAGUGGUGGCGGCGGCGGCGGUGGGGGCGGUGCGGAGGCGGGCGGCUUCGGCGAGCCUUCGGUCAAGCUGCAAUGCACUCAAUCGACGAGCGCAACUGCGGGUCAGGGACCCAAUGGUGCCCAAGGUGGCGCGACCGCCGGCCAGGCUGGACCGCAGUCACAACAGGCACCUGGUUCGCAAGGUGUACCUGGCAGCGUAGGCAGCACGACGACUGCAGGUGCGACGGGCACCGCGACCGAGGGUCUCACCAAAUUCAGCGUCGAGAUCGUUCAACAACUGGAGUUCACCACGUCGGCGGCCAACUCGCAAGCUCAGCAAAUCUCGACGAACGUGACGGUGAAAGCACUGACCAACGCGUCGGUGAAGAGCGACCUGGUUAAUGCCACGGCGUCGCCGAAAAGCGAGCCGAACACGCCGGCGACGAACAAUAGCCGAGCUAACGGCUCGAGCGCGAGCACGCCAAAUAACGUGCAGUCGGCCACUGGCACGACGGCGCCGACCUCGGCGGACAUCAUCAGUAGUCUGGUGGAAUGCAAACAGGAGCCGGAAAAUGACUUUGAUUUGGAUGAGUGUGCCGCCGCGCUGGACAAGGAUCCGAGCUUCGAUUUCGAAGGUGGCUUCAAAGUUCCUGACGACGUCACCAUCAAGGAGAUCUUAUCCGAGAUUUCGGAUUUUCAUCCGAGCUUUAUUAACAACCUGGACUUCGAGCAGGACGUCAAGCCACCGCAAAUGCCGUCAAUGCUGCAGCCGCAACAGCAUCAGCAGCCGCUGGAGACCCAAGUAAAGAUCGAGGAUGACAAGGAUCAGGCGAUGCAACAACCGAUGUACUCGAGGAUGCCGUAUCUGUCGGAAAGCCUCAGUCCAGCGGCUCAAACGCUCAAGCAGAUGGCUGAACAACAUCAGCAUAAGACUCUUGGUUUCGGUCAACGACGGUCGCCUUACGCCGACCAGUUCACGCUGCCGACAAUUACCAAACCGUUUUACAAGAACAACGGCGGCUUUCAACCCGACGUUUUCGCUCAACGCCAGCAGCAACAGCAGCAGCAGCAGCAGCAGCAGCAACAACAACAACAGCAGCAGCAGCAGCAGCAGCAGCAGCAGCAGCAGCAGCAGCAGCAGCAGCAACAGCAGCAGCAGCAGCAGCAGCAACAACAGCAGCAACAGCAGCAGCAACAGCAUCAGCAGCAUCAGCAUCAGCAGCAGCAGGCGGCAGCGAACAAAGCUAAUAUUCUCGGAGCUGGUGGAACUGCCUACAAGCAGCAGUAUUCGCCGUACGGCAGUCCGGGUUCGGCGAUGCCCAAUCACGGCAGUCCGGGCUACCCGUUGCCGCCGAGAAUGCCGCAGGCGCAAGCUGGUGGUCAAGGCGCACAAGGGGGCUUCAACAGCUCGACACCACCGAGGCCGCCAUCCGGGCCCGAAGCUGCCAACAUUCAGAUCAAUCAAGCGCAGCAGCUCCACAUCAACAAUCCCACGCAUCAGAUUCAGGUUGGUGCUCUUUUCGUAUUCUCGGAGCGUCGCGCAGUAACAGGCGCGCAAGCUCGCCCCUCGGCAAAUGGUCCUCGCGAUUAUUCAGUUAUUCGGCAAGCUAUCGAGGAUAGCCUUUGGCGCAGCGAGGUGGUGUUUGCAUGGAGUCCGGUGGCCAAAAUAACGAGGCGCUCGGGAGCGGCUGCAGUUAUUUUGGGUGGCGCGCUAAUACGCCGAAGCUCGAUAGCGCUGGAGAGAGUCGGUCGCGCGAUAAUAUUAGCGAGCGCUGCGAGUGAAAAAGUGAAAAACAAUCGGUGAACGAGAGCGCUGGCUCAUCUUCGGAAGGGCCGCCGAGAGCCCUCGGCCAGACGGCGCGAGCGUGGCCGCGCGAAUUAGCCAGGCUAAUUUUCAUAUUUAUUUAUUCGCAAGCGCGCGCGGAGAGUGCGCGUCGGCGUUCCUUCAUCGAUCGCGCGGAGCCUUGUCUGCUGACUGCUUUCGCGAGCGCGCAUGCGCGCCUGCGGCUCUUCGCCUCCAAGGUGUC